GUGACUGGCCACAGUCAGGCUACUUAGCAGGAAAUAACCUAACCGGGAACAGGCUUGUUGUGGAGUGAAAUGAUCAGAAGUCAGGGUUUUGAUAACACAAUGUCCAGUUAUUUUACAUGUAUAUAUUUUUGCAUAAUAUUUUAAGCUACUUAAGUGAUAAUAUUUGACUGCUGCUGGUCUCGACUUUGUGUGUUAAACCAACAGUCGUUACCAACAGUAAAAUAAUAUUCCUAAAGGCAGCGAGUAACAGAAAUCACAAGGUGCAGUGAAAUGACCCUGGAUGCAGGAUCUCCACAGUGAAGCUUCAGAGUGCUGAGUCAGUUUAUAGCAAACACAGCCAAGCAGCACAGCCAUGGCUUCAGAUAUCAACUAUCAGGAUGGACCAGUGUUUUCCCAAAUAAACGAGAGCCCAGAAGAUAAUGAUGAUGAACCCAUCCACCCGAACAGUCCUUCCCGCAGGCAGAGCGAGUACGAGCGAAUUGGGGGCAGAGCUGGAUCCUCUUUCUUACAGAUAUUAAUUCAUUUACUGAAAGGAAACAUCGGUACAGGACUGCUCGGCUUGCCUCUAGCUGUGAAGAAUGCAGGGCUCGUGUUGGGCCCUCUGAGUCUGCUGGUGAUGGGCAUUGUGGCUGUACAUUGCAUGCACAUCCUUGUGAACUGUUCGCAUCAUCUAAGCACAAAGUUAGGAAAGCCAUUUCUGUCCUAUGGAGAGGCAGUGGAAUAUGGGAUGGAGAAUGUGUCUUGGUUGAGAAGGCAUUCUAUAUGGGGAAGACGUCUGGUAAAUUUGUUCCUGAUCAUCACUCAGCUGGGCUUCUGCUGUGUGUACUUUGUAUUCCUGAGUGACAAUUUUAAACAGGUAAUUGAGGCAGCCAAUGGGACCACAAUGAACUGCAACACCAAUGAGACGGCAGUGAUUGUUCCCAGCUUUGACUCUCGCAUCUACAUGGUUAUCUUCCUCCCCUUCAUCAUUGCUCUGGUGUUUACUCGCAACCUUAAGUUCCUGACCCCUUUCUCUUUCAUGGCCAACGUGGUCAUGUCUGCCAGCUUGGUGCUCAUCUACUACUACUGCCUAACGCAUAUUCCACACCCUGUUAACCUUCCAUUGGUUGGAAAACCUGGUGACUACCCUUUAUUCUUUGGAACUGCUAUAUUUGCCUUUGAAGGAAUCGGUGUAGUCCUGCCACUAGAGAACAAAAUGCACAAACCUCAGAACUUCAGCAAAGUGCUGUACUUGGGAAUGGGCAUCGUCACCAUGUUGUACAUCUCCCUCGGCACCAUCGGCUACAUCUGCUUUGGUGCACGCAUUGGGGGCAGCAUCACACUCAACUUACCUGACUGCUGGAUGUAUCAGAUUGUGAAGCUGCUGUACUCAUUUGGGAUCUACAUCACAUACGCACUGCAGUUCUAUGUGCCAGCCGAAAUUCUGAUUCCCCCAGCAGUGGCACGGGUCAGGCCCAGGUGGGCACUGCUUGUGGACCUCAGCAUCCGUGUGGGCCUCGUCCUCCUUACAUGUGCAUUGGCUAUUCUGAUUCCAGAGCUGGACCUGGUCAUCUCAUUGGUUGGUUCUAUCAGCAGCAGUGCGCUAGCGCUCAUAUUUCCUCCUCUGCUGCAUAUCCUCACCUUCCACACAGAGGGAAUUUUAGUCUGGGUGAUAAUUAAGAACAUUGUCAUCAGCUUUCUUGGCCUGGUGGGCUUCGUAGCAGGGACCUAUGUCUCCAUCAUGGAGAUCAUCAAACGUAGUUAAUGUUAAAUUUAUUGCUCACUGCCAUAGUACAUUUCUCAUUAUGGAUAAUCAAGAAGAAAAUAUUGAGCAAAUGCAAAGUGCAGUUUAAAAUGGUCACUUUGACCUUUUUUUUUACGUCACUAUUUGUUUACAGUAUUAUUCGGUCAGUACAUGUCAUGUAAUGUGUGGCGGAUGCAAGUGCAGAUUCACUGAAAUAAAGUGCAAAACAAACAACAAAACCUUGAAAACAAGGAUAUGAACAUAACAAUGGAUACUAGGCAAAAACACAAAGGCUAAGAACUAGGCUAUGGCAGUAUGACAUGACAUACACAAGAUAACAACAAAAGCUUGACCAUGAAGUGCAGAAACAGUACAAUUUAUAUAGGGGUGCUAAUGAGGGUGAGACCAGACACUGGUGUGAGUGCUUGGUGAGAUAUGGGACAGGGUCAUGCUAGGGCUGAUGGGUAAUCUUGUCUUGUGCCGAAUUUUGUUAUAACAAGGACAGUACCAAAUUGCUUUCUUCUAUAAAAUUCUUAUUAUUUACUUGCAGGGAAUUAUUGCCAUUAUAUUACAAGGUAUCACCCUUUUGGUGAUAAAAUCUAUUCUUUAUAUAUAUAUAUAUAUAUAUA
Messenger RNA from Ictalurus punctatus (channel catfish), 2352 nucleotides. RefSeq names its product solute carrier family 36 member 1 (gene slc36a1). The record is from RefSeq and is a predicted model, not a curated record. Gene Ontology annotation, biological process: L-alanine transport; proline transmembrane transport; proton transmembrane transport. The transcript is spliced from 13 exons. Gene Ontology annotation, molecular function: amino acid:proton symporter activity; L-alanine transmembrane transporter activity; L-proline transmembrane transporter activity. Bases 353 to 1744 code for a protein of 463 amino acids. Lineage: Eukaryota; Metazoa; Chordata; Actinopteri; Siluriformes; Ictaluridae. Gene Ontology annotation, cellular component: vacuolar membrane.